CUGAGAACUCAUCUAGAAAACAGUGCCAGGUAUAUAAGUUAAGAAGGGGAUCCAGGGUUGGGAGCUGCAUGUAAGUGGAGUAGAGGAAAUAAAGGGGGUGGGUACAUACAUGAGACCAUUUGUUAUAGGACUGGUUGGAGGAAAAAUGAGAGAAGACUAAGAAGUAUACUUUCAUAUCACCUGCCGUUGGCCAAAACUUGAUUUAAAGUACCAAGCCUUUGAUUUAGUCCGCAUGGAAAUGUAGACUUCUGGAGAAGAUAAAAGAGGGAGAAGAGAGGCGCCCUUGUGAGGUCUAGAAAACCUGAGAGAUGUGAUUAAAGAAGUGAACGUGGUUAAUGGGAAAUGGCAAUCCUGGAAGGAAGCUCUGUGUCACGUGUCCCACAUCAUCACUUUCUCCCCAUUGGUCUCUAGGUCUGUGAAUGGGAGACAGUGGGUACCAACUGUUUCUGGUAGGAAGCACUUUUGACUCUUUGGUUUUAUUUCAUGAAAUGAUGUGGGGGAACUUUGAGCAAUUCAAGAGGUGGAGUUAGUAUGGUGGGAAAGACAUGCAGUGUGGAAGGAAGAACAAAGGCUUUGGAGACAUAAAUAGUUAGCUUCAAAUUCUCACACUGCCAUUUCCUCCCUUUGUGACUGUGGAUAAGUCAUUUUAUUUGUCCAAGCUUUAGUUUCCUCACCUGUAAACAUGAAACUACUGCUCGUCUCCUAGAACUGAUGUGAAGGGUUAAAUAAGAUAUUUAAAAUGCUUAAUACUUAGAAGGUACUCUGUAAAUGUUAGUAUACAUGUUAGCUUGGUCCUGGGGUUGUUAAAUCUGGAGAUGAGAUUGAAUUACCUGGUUUUCAGAAGCUCCAGCUUUGUUUUAGAAGUCUUUGUUUAGAUGCCAUUUUAAGUGAGGCUAAUAUGUAAAACAUUUGGGCAGAGAUAGGGGGCCUCGGAGCCCUGCCCUCUCAGUCUCUUACAGAUUUCAUCCCUACCUCUUCCCUGAAGUCUCUGAGAAGUUUCUUUGAUUAUAAUUUGAAAACCACUCAUUUUACAGAAGUUUUCAACUUUGCAGCUACAAGAAGGGACCCUUGAGCCUCCAUGGGCAGAAGGAAAGACAACCCUGCAGCUAGAACACUUCCUUCGGUCCAGAACUAGAGAGCGAGAGCUUUGUUUCCUGACGGAAGUGGGGGGAAAAACCCCGCGGGGGCCGGAAGUUGUGCGUCGCGUCCUCGCGCCGGCCUCCUUGGCCGCGGGGUGAGGCCGCGGCGGACUGCCCUUCCUCAAGAUGGCGUCGAAGAUAGGUUCGCGACGGUGGAUGCUGCAGCUGAUCAUGCAGUUGGGUUCGGUGUUGCUCACACGCUGCCCGUUCUGGGGCUGCUUCAGCCAGCUCAUGCUGUACGCUGAGAGGGCCGAGGCGCGCCGGAAGCCCGACAUCCCAGUGCCCUACCUGUACUUCGACAUGGGGGCGGCCGUGCUGUGCGCUAGCUUCAUGUCCUUUGGAGUGAAGCGGCGCUGGUUCGCUCUGGGGGCCGCACUCCAGCUGGCCAUUAGUACCUACGCCGCCUACAUCGGGGGCUACGUCCACUACGGGGACUGGCUGAAGGUCCGUAUGUACUCUCGCACAGUUGCCAUCAUCGGUGGCUUUCUUGUGCUGGCCAGCGGUGCUGGGGAGCUGUACCGUCGGAAACCCCGCAGCCGUUCCCUCCAGUCCACCGGCCAGGUCUUCCUGGGCAUCUACCUCAUCUGCGUGGCCUACUCACUGCAGCACAGCAAGGAGGACCGGCUGGCGUAUCUGAACCAUCUCCCGGGCGGGGAGCUGAUGAUCCAGCUCUUCUUCGUGCUGUAUGGCGUCCUGGCCCUGGCUUUCCUGUCAGGCUACUACGUGACCCUGGCUGCCCAGAUCUUGGCUGUUCUGCUGCCCCCGGUUAUGCUGCUCAUUGAUGGCAACGUUGCCUACUGGCAUAACACGCGGCGUGUUGAGUUCUGGAACCAGAUGAAGCUCCUUGGAGAGAGCGUGGGCAUCUUUGGGGCCGCUGUCAUCCUGGCCACCGACGGCUGAGUUGCACAGCGGGAGUCUGAGAUGGGUGCAGGGAGCCAGUGAGGGCUACCCUACCUUCCUCCUUGCUGGCCCAGUUAUGUUUACUUAUGCUUUUUGGUCUGUUUGUUUGAUCACUUGAGUUGUGUGCAUGUGUGUGCGUACGCAUGUGUGUGCGUGUGUUGGUAAGAAGCAGGUCUCUUCCCCAGUUCCUGGGCUUGGGCCUUGGUGAGGUGGGAGCCCUGAUGACUCUGCCUUACAGGUUUCUUUUUCCUGUUUGUUACGAGGAGAGCUGAGGCCAGCUGCUCCCUUGGGUCUCCUGUCCCAGGGAAGGGAGUAAGGCAGGGCUAGGGUGGGGUACUGAGAGUGGGAGACAGAGGAGAACCGGAUGUGAGCCAAUGUGAAACAGCCCUUUUUGAACCUGGCAGACGCAGCUAGGCUCCGCAGUGCUUUUCUGAGACUGAGAGCGAGUGAGUGUGCACGUUGACACGUGGCUCAGGCCCAGGAGCAGAGGGGCCGGGCACCACGGAAGUCAUGUGGGCUCUCAGGGUGUGCCAGGGGCAGAAACAGCACUAGCUGUCACCCACCUUGAGGGUAGAGCAGGCCCCAGUUUACUCUGGGGUUUGCAGGGGUGGGACAGGCAGCAGCCAGCUUCCUGCCUCUGGCCUUCUGUUUCCAGCUCCGUGGUUGGCCUGGUGGGGGUGAGUGCCCGCCCAAACACCAGACCACACAGUCCUCCGAAAAUAAACAUUUUAUAUAGACA
This is a messenger RNA of Lagenorhynchus albirostris (white-beaked dolphin), 2778 nucleotides long. RefSeq names its product transmembrane protein 101 (gene TMEM101). Bases 1266 to 2039 code for a protein of 257 amino acids. Gene Ontology annotation, biological process: positive regulation of canonical NF-kappaB signal transduction. Lineage: Eukaryota; Metazoa; Chordata; Mammalia; Artiodactyla; Delphinidae. The record is from RefSeq and is a predicted model, not a curated record. The transcript is spliced from 5 exons.